AAAAUUUUUUCUCUCCUUUUCAAACGCAUGCGCUCUACGACCAAAAUAUUUUUUUUAUAUUCGGGUUCAAUUUACACUCGAACUCGGGUGUAGGCUAUUAUUCCAAAAGAAUCCAUUCGAAACUUAAUUCAAAUCCAUAAUUCAUAAUUUCUUAAAUCCGUUCAAAAAAAAAUGCCGAUCGGGGGCGAAAUUGGAUUUGCAACAUUGCCUGAACAUGUACACCGAAAAUCAGCUAAAAAAGGAUUUGAUUUUAGCAUAAUGGUUGUGGGCGAAUCUGGCCUUGGCAAAUCUACUUUGGUAAAUUGUCUUUUUCUUGGCGAUCUUUACAAAGAUCGUAAAAUACCUUUGGUGGACAAACUUCUCGAACGUACUGUCAACAUUGAAAAGAAACAAUUGGACAUAAUUGAAAAAGGUAUUAAACUACGUGUGACCAUUGUGGAUACUCCUGGAUUCGGUGAUUCAUUAAACACAAGUGGUAGUUUUCAAGUAGUAGAAAAUUAUAUUGAUGAACAAUUCAAUCAAUACUUUAAAGAUGAAUCUGGAUUGAAUCGUAAGAAUAUUGUCGACAAUCGUAUUCAUUGCUGUUUGUAUUUUAUUUCACCAUUUGGUCGUGGACUUUCACAACUGGAUAUUCAAUUCAUGAAACGAUUAAAUUCGAAAAUUAACAUUGUUCCUGUCAUUGCUAAAGCUGAUUCAUUGACAACCAUUGAAGUUGCUCAACUUAAGAAAAAAAUUCUUCGUGAAUUAGAAGAAAAUGGAAUAAAUAUUUUCAAAAUUCCGGAAUGCGAUAGCGAUGAAGAUGAAUUGUAUCGCAUCAAAGACAAAGAAAUUCGUGAAAGUAUUCCAUUCGCCAUAAUUGGCAGCACGACAAGUAUAGAUCUGAAUGGUAGACGCAUUCGUGGACGUGAAUAUCCAUGGGGUAUUAUCGACAUACAGGAUGAACGUUAUAGCGAUUUUAUCAAAUUACGAACAUUCCUUAGUUUACAUAUGCAGGAUCUGAAAGAUUCAACCAGCGAUGUUCUCUAUGAAAAUUAUCGAACUAAUUAUCUGGCUCAAUUGAAUGGUGGCCGUAUUACUGAGUUGGAUUCUAGUGGUUUAUCAGCCGAUCGAUUGCUACAAAUCAAACAGGAAGAGAUUCGGCGAAUGCAAGAACAAUUGAUGAUCAUGCAGGAACAAUUGCGGCAAACAUCACGACCGGUUAGCAAUGCUCAAAGUUUGAAUGAUCUUUUGGACGAUAAUGAUCCUAAUGGUGAAUGAAACAGCAAUCAAUAUUGAUGAAAAAUGUCAAUUACCUUGUUCACCGAUCAAAGCACACACAUUCCCUUCUACUAUAAUCUAUAAGCUAUUUAUAAUUUUACCACUCUCAUACCCACCUCGAUACUAGUCUUAUGUCAUAUGAAAUUACAUUUUUGGUGAAUCCUAAGCACUCCGAACAUUUUAUAUCAUUCACAUGCAUGCAUUAACAUUUAUUUAAAUUUAUAUAUGCAAUCAUCAUUUUAACUAAAUUAUUUCGCUUUUUUUUGACUUUUUAUAUUUGACCAAUAAAUCUGAUUAAAUAUUAUUAUUAGUCUACAAGA
Dermatophagoides farinae (American house dust mite) is the source of this 1577-nucleotide messenger RNA. Its product is annotated as septin-2. Gene Ontology annotation, molecular function: GTP binding. Lineage: Eukaryota; Metazoa; Arthropoda; Arachnida; Sarcoptiformes; Pyroglyphidae. The record is from RefSeq and is a predicted model, not a curated record.